Humulus lupulus (European hop) is the source of this 643-nucleotide messenger RNA. RefSeq lists its product as uncharacterized. The transcript is spliced from 2 exons. The record is from RefSeq and is a predicted model, not a curated record. NCBI's taxonomy places the organism in Eukaryota, Viridiplantae, Streptophyta, Magnoliopsida, Rosales, Cannabaceae. The coding region runs from base 137 to 643 and encodes 168 amino acids.
GGAGCCCUGGGUGACUCAGAUGGCGAUGUCUUACGGGCAGCGAUACAUCCAACUUGCCUUGGGCCUCCCCGUAUCUGACUGAAACGGUCUUGGGAAUGUUGCUCUGUCGGACCUUGGGGAAAACCUAAGGCGCACCAUGACUUGGGCCUAUACUGUGGCUCUACGGUUUGUCGACUCGACUAGCAAUCUCUCCGCGUCGUGCACCGAGAGGGACCGUCUCGCAGCAUGGGCUCAGGAGCUCGAGAGAGAGCUUAAUGAAACCAAGGAUAAAUUGACAAGGGUUCGAACCAAACUUUCCAACUCGUUAAAAAAGAGGAAGAAAGCUAUUGCCAAGGCCUCGAAGCUGCAGGACACGGUUACCAAACUAGAGAACGAGCUCCAGGGUGCCCAGGCUACCGCGGCUACUGCGCAGGCGAGGGUCUCUUCCCUAGAGAUCGAUCUUGAAGCUGCUAGAGCUGAGGUUGCUGCGUCGCAGGAGAGGGUUGCCUCUUUAGAAGCGGAAAGGGCGACUACUGAGCAUAGGUCUAUAAAGCGCGCCCUCUAUGGCGUAUGGAGGCAAGACCCCAAUCUUGACUUCUCCUCCUUUGGCGAGUAUGCCGUGACUCGGGCGGCUGGGUGGAGCGCCCGGGGCAGGAGGCCCUGA